Molecule: messenger RNA, 393 nt
Organism: Ostertagia ostertagi
Lineage: Eukaryota; Metazoa; Nematoda; Chromadorea; Rhabditida; Trichostrongylidae
Source: the annotation of a GenBank genome assembly
AUGGCAUUUCCGUGUUGCGUGGCUUCUCGGUAUCGUGGAAUGUACAAACGAUAUGGAUGCGACGCUUCGGGUGUCACUGGAGGAGUCACCGGAAGUGCAUUUGGCACCACUACGAGCGGAGUUGGUGGCCUCUCUACCAUUGGUGGCACGACAAUGGGAGGUACCACUGGAGGAACCACUAUGGGAACAACAGGCGGAACGACUAUGGGUACAACUACUGGUGGUACUACGGGCGGCACUACCGGUGGCACCACUAGCGACUCUGGCAUGAGUACUAGUGGUACAAGUGGCACGACUGGCGGAACGACUGGUGGAGGAACUACAGGUGGAACAUCAGGAACAUCUGGAGCUGAAGGCACGGGCACAUCGGGUGGUGAUAUGGUUACUAUGUGA